AUGCUGGCUCGGGGGGACGCAGAUGGUAUUAUACGUGUUGCGGGGGCCCUCGGGAUGACGGUGCGGUGGCGGUGGGUGAUAUCAUAUCUGAUCUCCACUCUCGCGUUGCUGCCGCUGCGAGAGCUAGAGGUGUGUUCACGGCUGGCGGGAAUCGAGUGGGGGAGGGAGGGGAUUGUCGGGAUGAGUCUACAUGGUGGGAGCGUCUUCAGCAGACUGAGCAAGCAGUCAGCGAUAAGGAACACAACCCAACUGGCCGUGCAUCUUAGCAACGACACUGCCAUGCGAAGGCUUCUACGAGACGGGGUUGGCAUCAACGAGAUGCAAAAGAAGUACCUCUCCCUGUGCUACGUGAGUUUUUUUCCGACCGGUGGGGCCCUGGCUUCUGUGGCGAUGAGCCUCGGCGGCGGCGAGCUGUUGUGGAACCUGACCGCCUGCGAGAAGCAAGAGACAGCGGUCAUCGCGUCACUGCUCAUGACGAAGGAGGCGCGGACCGAGCUGCUCUCGCUUGUGAUCAGCGCCCACGAGGCCGGCCGCUCGUCGUCCGUGCGAAAAAGGGCGGGCGCGGCGACGACCGGCAGGCGGGGAUCGCGGGGGUCUCGCGGGGGAGGGUCGAGGGAGAUGGCGAUGGAGAGGGAUCCGGUGGGGGAGUCCAAAGCGGGCGGCGGUGGGCCCGCCCGUCUCGCGAGGGGGCUCGCCAGAAACACGGGGCUCAAGUCCCUCGCCGUCCGCCACGUCCGCCUGACGGACUCCCGCACCCUGGGCGCGCUGUCGACGGCCAUCAGCGUCCACCCUUCCCUGGUCGCCCUGUCCCUGCGGGGCUGUGGCCUCGUCGGCGAGGCAUCCGGCAGGCUGGUAGCCUCCGUGCUCAGGGCGCACGCGGCCCGGCGGGAGGGCCUGGUGUGGAGCUCCGGGCUGCGGCGGCCGACUGGGGUCGUGGGGCACACUGCGGCCGCGGCCCCGGCGAGGAUCUCGACGGCAGGGUGCCUGGCGGUGGACCUGUCGGACAACCGCCUCGGCGACACCGGGGUGCAUGCCGUCGCGAGGGGCUUGCAGAGCGACACCUGGCUGGUGGGUGUAAACCUGGCGCGCAACGGGAUCACCGACCACGGGGCGGCCCUGCUGUCGGUGUGCCUGCAGCACAACGCCACGCUGUGCGCCCUCGUCCUGGACGGCAACCCGGAGGUCGGGCACGGAGCGGAGAGGCGCAUCACGGAGGAGCUGGAGACGAGGAGCAUGAUGCCGGAGGCGGUUCUUGAAGAACCGGAGGUUGUGCUGACCCUGGCUUCGUGGGGUUUCUCUGCCCACACGGGCGUCGACCGAGACUUGUCGCCGCCGACCCGGCCAGCUGCUGCAGUGGCCGGAAGCGGCUCGGUGGUGUCCGAGAUUUCUCAGGACAGUUUUGGCGGCGGCGGCGGCGGCAACUUGGGCGGUCAUGAGUUUGGGGGCGCUACCAGGAGGGGUCGCGCUGCUAGUAGCGCGUCCGCGGCGAUUCCCACCUCUGUCCAAGCUAAGACACCCGCCGAACGCAAGGAAGAGAUGGUGCGCGAAUUCAGGCGAUGGGCGGGGUAUACCCCUUGCUCGAUGCGGGGCCCCGGUCCCCACGGCACCGGUCUCGCAGACCCUUCAACGGCAGAAGCAACGGCAACAGCGCCGCCAGCGUCGGGGCACGAGGGUGGCACGGUGGGCCGCCGGCCCGGACGGGGUCGUCGGAGCACCGCCGUUCUCUUGCGGGCAGGGAGUGGGGCGGGGGCGCCGGCGGCGGAGGCACCAUGGGGAGGCGGCAGGCGAGAGGGAGCCGCCACAAGCAGCCGUGCCCAUGCCCGGCCUCCUCGGGCACGGUCUCUUUCUUCCCGAUCAGCGGGGGCGGGGGCGGCGGCGGCGGUGGCCCGCGCAGCUGCUGGCUCAGACAGCAGCGGCGCAGGCGGCGGUCGGCUCGCGAAGAGGAACAAGUGGUCGGGGGGAGCUUGUUCUUCCGGGAGGGCGCCGGAGCGAGAACGGGAGCAAGCAUCGGAGCCUUGGAAGAGGGCGGCUCUACUCCGCGAGAAGAAGGCGCCGUGGGGGGUGGGGCCCGGAAAAGGCGAGGUUCGGGAGAGGACCCAGGCCUGGGCCAGCGCCCACCUGGCGGAUAGAUACACUUCUGUCGGCUCGGGCUCGUGGCGUGUCCGCGUGCGGUCCAGAAAGGGGCGCGUUUCGGCGAGCGGUUGCGGCAGCGGGCACAAGGCCGGAAGGCGGGCGGCUAAUAGCGCCGCUGCCGGCGACGGUGGCGGCGGCGGCGGCGGCGGCACCGGCCGGAGGCGCAUGGCGAGGAGAAGGAUCAGCGGCGGCGGUGGGCGGGAGGAGGCCCCGGCGAACCAUGGCGAGAGCGGCAGCAGGGCGGAGAGGGGCGCGCCCUCGGCGCUGGACGUGACGUGGGACGUCCUCGACGCCGACGGCUACCCGGAGCUCACUCCUCGGCGGAGGAAGGAGCUCUUCCCGAUGGCGGAGACGGAGGCCGAGCGGCCCUCGCCGCCGGUUGCCAGGCAGGCCCGAGGAGGUGGUGGCAGGGGGGGGAGGACCGACAGGGUUGUGGACAUGUUGGCGUCGCUGGAGAAGGCCGUCAUGGACGUUUGCAAGGACAUGUGGAGGCUGGAGGACAAGGUUGAGGGCUCCGAGCGAUACACCGCUAGCCGAGGUUCGGAGCGAGUGACGGAGAGCUCGGUCGUUGCGGGGGAGGGCUUGGGAAGAGAAGUGGACCAAGGUAUUGACGGUGUCGGCGUCGAUGACGGCAGAGAGGAGGUCGCGGCGCAAGUCGAGGCCUACCUCAGCAAGAUGUGGCGCGAUGCCCCCGACGGCCCUUCCGAUCGUGAAGCCCAUGACGGAAGUAACAUCGGCAUGGUCGGCAAUGCCGCUCCCAGCCACAGACAAGAUAGAGAAGGUGAUGAGGAGGAGGAUGAGGAUGGGCAAGAGGAGGAGCAAGAACUCGGCAUCCACGCGGCGCUGCUGCUGGGCGACGACGGUAGCGGUUCAGAGGACGACCUCGAUGCCUACCGACGUUCGGAGUCGCUGGGGUGGGUGGGUGGGGACGGGGAGAAGGGAGCGGCAGCACGAAGGAGGGGGCAAGGUGCGGGACGCCAUCAGCGACGGGAUCAAGGUCGUGAGGAAGCCGAAGAGGAUCUUGUGUAUGCGCUGUGCGAGGAGGAAGAAGGGGAGGAGGAAGAAGAGGAGAUGGGGAGUCUCGAGGCCGACCGUCCCGGCGUGCGAGGCGAGGACUGGCGAGCGCGGGAGCUAGAGAGAGAUGGCGGCAGCGAGGACGGGGAAGGGCGAAGGAGUCGGGAGGCGUCUCUGUUCGAAGCAGAGGGCGGCCAGGAGGAGGAGGAGCGGGGGGGUGGGUCGAGCGUCGGGGAGACCCGUUCCGAACCGCUCGCCGAUGCUGCUUCCCCGCCGUCGCCAUCCCUAGACGACAUAUUGCUCGUGGAGGAUUUGGUAGGGCUAGGCGAGGAAGCGGGAGACGAAGGCAGCGGGGAGGGCAUGGAGGGCGGAGAGGGCACGAGUCGUUGACUUCGAUCCCAAAAAACCGAGGAGGCUUGGCCGCGCUUGUUGGUGUCGACCAACUGAAGAGGGGCGCCAAGGAGCGCGCGCGGGGAACAACGCUUGGCGACAGAGGGUUGAUCAGUUCCGUCGCGACGGCUGGAUCGUACCCGUUGCCCUGCUCUAUCUCCUUUCUGUGCCUUGGUGUGCCGCUUGCUCCUCGAUUGUUUUCGGUCGGUCUCCUGGUACUUGUCCCCUGGAACGAUACGCCGCGGUGUUGGGGUCCUGGUUGGUAACAUUUUGAUCAGCAGUUACAACUUUCACCGGCAACGUACAAAGUGUUCCAUGACUGCCUCUCUGUUGCGUAAGCACUGCAAGGCGGACGGUGUAGACUAGUCUGCAGACGAAUAGAUAGUAGGCGGUGUGUGUGUGGUAUGGGUGUGACAUAAUGUAUUCGCCGCAUGUGGUGCUUUUCUUUUCAGCGGCGGAUCUGUUUUGCAACGAAGAAGCGCCGUGGGCAGUCUGAAGAUUUACGUAGGUUGUUGGAAUCGUCGUAGAUGCUGCACGACGUGUAUCGCGCGUGAUUCGUCGUUCGGGACCGUUUUCUUAUUGCAUACGCUACAUGUACGUUGUUGGCUGGUGUUCUCAUUUAGAGUACAACUCAACGGG
This is a messenger RNA of Ectocarpus sp. CCAP 1310/34, 4176 nucleotides long. The record is from the annotation of a GenBank genome assembly. NCBI's taxonomy places the organism in Eukaryota, Phaeophyceae, Ectocarpales, Ectocarpaceae.